Messenger RNA from Colletotrichum destructivum, 2906 nucleotides. Its product is annotated as Putative BRCT domain-containing protein. Gene Ontology annotation, cellular component: nucleus; Cul8-RING ubiquitin ligase complex. NCBI's taxonomy places the organism in Eukaryota, Fungi, Ascomycota, Sordariomycetes, Glomerellales, Glomerellaceae. Gene Ontology annotation, biological process: double-strand break repair; DNA double-strand break attachment to nuclear envelope. The record is from RefSeq and is a predicted model, not a curated record. Bases 152 to 2644 code for a protein of 830 amino acids. The transcript has 3 exons.
AAUCCUAUUGUAUACAUUCACACCUCGUCACUACAAACGAAGCUUCGAAAGCCCACCCCGGAAUAUCGCCACGCACAUGCCUUAAGCUCAACCUCGAAGCCCGCCGGCUCUUUUUACUUCCAUUUGCAUAUGCCUCAUUCGAACGCCAGCCAUGGCUGACCCAUUGAGUCUAUUCGCAGAAUGCACCUUCGCCUUCGUACCAAGCGCCUACCUGGCUCCCAAGGAAAUCAGCGAGCUGGCAGAAAUCGUCAAGGGCCGUGGCGGUACAGUCCUUGACCCGAGACGUGAUGGCUCCAUUAGGCUCGAAGCGGUUUCCCACAUCGUUUCCAACACCAUCGACUUCCCCCAGUUCACCGAGACCCAAGCCUAUAUGAUCCCCGUCAUCAACCCGGGUUGGAUCAAGGCAUCCAUCCUGAGGAGUAAACAGGCCCAGGUUCGGCCCUACUCCCCCGAUCCGCGUAUGUUUUUCUGCAAGGUCACCAUCACCUGCGCCGGACUCCCCGAAAUCGACAAGGAGACCAUCAUUGGCGCCACCCUGGCCAUGGGCGGCAUGGAAACCGCCGACGUCUCUCGACAGACUACCCACAUCUGCGCCUUGUCCAUGGACCACCCCAAAUGUAUCACCGCCAAGGAAAAGGGACUCAAGUGCAAGAUUGUCCUGCCUCACUGGUUCGAAGACUGCUUCAAGCUCGGCAAACGAAUCGACGAAGGCCCCUACAUGCUCCCCGAACCCGAAAUUCUGCGCAGACCCGAGAACCAGGGCGAAGUUCAGAUUCCCCAAUACAACCAUCUUCAGGGAGCGACCUCGACCACUCCCAAUCACCUCGCCGACGGCCCCCGCAGGGCCGCCACAAUAUUCCGGGACAAGAAAGUCAUGCUCUCGGCGGACCUUAACAUUACCGCACGAUCGUUGGAAGUUGUCAAGCAGCUCAUUGUCAAUGGAGGUGGCAGGAUUGUGGACGACGUGGAUAUAUGCGACUAUUUUGUCUGCCAAUACCGCCAUGGAGACCAGUAUGUCAAGGCAGCUCAGUCAGGGAAGGAUGUCGGAAACCUGUCGUGGCUCUAUCAUCUUAUCACCCAUAACGAGUGGACAUCUCCUCUCCGUCGGCUUCUCCACUACCCGGUUCCCAAAGACGGCAUCCCGGGCUUCAAGGACCUCAAGAUAUGCCUUUCCAACUACGGUGGCGACGCUCGCAUAUACCUCGAGAACCUGAUCAGAGCAACGGGCGCCACGUACACCAAGACGAUGAAGGCGGAAAACACCCACCUCAUCACGGCACGAAAUAGUAGCGAGAAGUACGAGGCGGCCAAGGACUGGAAUAUUGAGACGGUCAACCACCUGUGGAUCGAAGAGAGCUACGCCAAAUGCGAGAUGCAGAGGGUAUCCGUCCCAAAAUACUCCCACUUCCCGGUUCGCACGAACUUGGGCGAGGUUAUCGGCCAGACCUUUUUCGACGAGUACUGUUUGCGGGAGGCCUACUACCCCGGUGGCGAGGAGCACAUGUCGCCGCAAGCUCAGAGGAAGCGCAAGAUUCUCGAGGCUGCGCAAGAGAACUCGUACAACCACGGACCUGCCGAGGGCGUGGUCAUCGGCAGACAUGAGGUGAAAGAGCAAGAGGUCGUUGACGACAGCUUCAUGACGCCCGUCCGUCCCAAAAAAGGCAGCCGUGACAAGGAGAACGACACUCCGUCGGUCAUCUCAACAGGCAGCCGAAGCGCAAAGAGCAAGGCCCUCACCAACCUCCAGCGCAUCGCCCCGGAUAUCGCAUUGUACGAGAAGGAAAAAAAGCGAACCAAGGAUGGCAACGGUCCGUGGGGUGGCAAGCGUGCUGCCGAUCAAAUCGACAGGGAACGCCGGCGCACAUCAAGCCCGGCGCAACCCAUGGAUAUCGACGAGGAUGACGAAAGGCCGACCAAGAAGAGCAGAUCUUCGCGGCCAGAUAUCGAGAUGAGAGUUGUAUUGACUGGUUUCACAAGAUGGGUCAAUGGCAAAUCCAAGGAAGACUCAGAAAGGAGAAAACUCCGCGACAUGGGCAUUCUCAUCGUACAGGAUAAUCAACCAUGCGACUACCUCGCCGCACCUCACAUGGUGCGGACAGUGAAGUUCCUCAAGACGUUGGCCAAGGGACCGACCAUCCUCUCCUCCGAUUUUAUCGACGCUGCCCUGGAUACGGGCGAGGUCCCUGAUCCCGACGAGUUUCUCUUGAAGGACAAGGAGAACGAGAAGAAGUUUGGCGUCACGAUCGAGACAGCGGUGUCCAGAGCGAGGGCCAAUCUUAGCAAGCUCCUUUGGACUGUCCCCAUCUACUGCACGGCCAACAUCUGCAACGGCCCCGAUAGCUACAAGGCCAUUGCCGAGGCCAACGGAGCCAUGUUCAAGUUGUAUCGUGCGCGCAGUGGUACGACCAUCAAGCCGACGACGGAGGAAGAAGACGGCGGCGCACCACCCGAGCCGGUCUACCUCCUCAGCUCCAACAGCGCCGAAGAAAGAUCACUGUGGCCCAAAUUCGAGGAAAUGGCGCGGAAGGGCCACAUGGACCCUCGCAUAGUCGCGGCCGACUGGCUCUUGGAUGUGGCCAUGACGCAGCAGGUGUCUUUUGACGAGAAAUAUCUUGCCCGGAACUUCUUCGACAAGGGCGCAUAAGAUGUUUUUUUUUGUUGCUUUUUUUAGUGGUUGACAGGAAACUCGUAGCUUUGCAUGCCUUUUUGUAGUUUUUAGUUGUACAUACGCGCGCUGGCUCGGAGUUGGAUGGUUCAUUGGAGGAGGGGGAGGAGGGGGCCACCGCCCGAUGCUUUUUCCUGGUAGUCGUGACGAUCGCUCGGAGAAAUAAUGUGUGAACGUGGUAUGUCUCAGUUAUAGAUGCCGGUGUCAAAAAUUGAUCAUGAGCUAGUCAUAGUCACGCUGC